AUGCGUCCUCCUCGCCUCAUCCUGCUGCUGGCUUGCCUUAUUUUCCUCCCCAUUCUCCUGACCACCUUGUCACUCCUUUCAGCACAUCCACGGCAUGCCUCUAAUUCUCAAUCCUCUGUUUCAGGGGUCGGGCGUCUAAAGGCACUCUUCUCAUUCCACGCGCCUGCCUCACUAUUUCCGCCUACUGCGAUGAUAAGUCUAACAGAUGAUAAUUCGACCUUUUUCCUGGCUCGACCUGCAGCGUUCGGGCCUGCCUUACCCAAUGCCGGACUGAGUGGCCAACUGUGGAUUGGCAGCGGAUUUGGUGAUGAUGCCCUACGGAAGGGAGGAAUAACUACCGGGGCGGAAGGCGAACUUGGGUGCUCUGAUGUUCCCGGCUGGGAGGAGAGUGACAAAAAACCUCACAAAAUGAGUGGUUCUGAUGGGGAACCCAAAAGGCUUACUUCAGGAAUCAAGUCGGAAACAAGUAGCAACGAUGCCGGGAAAGUUAUCGAUAAACGAGUCGAUGAACAUCCUUUCAAUCACGCUGGGCUUGGUGGUAAAGGGGAUGGUCCAUCCAAGGAUGAUGGAACGGAUGAUCACCUGCAUCAUCCACUCCCAGAGUCCGGAUCCCCUUCUCCCCCAGACGCGGAUAAAACCAAGAAAUUAGAACAUGCUGAUAUCCAGUCUCUGCAAGAGAGUGCGGAGAUUCGAGGGAAAAUUGUCUUGUUGAGCAGAGGCGGUUGUGGGUUUUUGGAAAAGGUUAAAUGGGUUCAACGAAGGGGUGGCAUUGCGUUGGUUGUAGGUGAUCAUACAAGAGGCGGUGGACUGGUGACCAUGUACGCUCGCGGAGACACUUCGAAUGUUACAAUUCCCGCCAUAUUUACGUCUCAUACCACGGCCCAUCUCCUCUCUUCACUUAUCCCACCAGAAAUUCCAGGCGAGCCCAACUCCUCAGAAGAUCCCUCGAAAGUCACACCAGGGGAUAAGUUGGACAAGAAUUCAAAAAUCGACAAAUCUCCAUCAGCCACAAUCACUGCCUCGAAACCCACCUCUACCACAGACUCCAAGUCCUCUCCAAAGAAAGGUUUCUUGAACUCUUUAUUCUCUUUCAUUGGUCUUGGGCAUGACCACGCAUAUCCUUGGCAUCUCCAGGAAGAUAGUCGUCGUCCACCAAGCAGCGGAAAUAUUGACUGGGUCAUGCUUGAUGAAUUCGAUAAAGAAACCCUUCCGAACUCCAAGAAGGCGGCACAGAAUCGCCAGGGGAAAGCAGCCGGAGCGGGCAAAUCAUCUGAAUCCGCCCAGGGGAGUAACGAUGACUUCGUCAUUGGGGUUCAGGAUUGGCGUGAUCCAGACCUUGUAUUAGCGGGUAAAAAUAGCAACUUGCACAAGUCCACUUCAAAACCAAACACCACCGGCUCAAAGAAAAAGGAUGCUGAUGCUGUACGCGGCGACAGCAAGCCUGGUCACGGCGGUAAUGGCCUUAAGGGGGGUAGCAUAACUCCGGGCAGCGGUGAAUAUGCUCCCAAUGAUAAAUCAACCAACGUUAAGGGGACUGGAGGCGGUUCGAACUCUCCAUCAGUUGCAACAAACUCGCGGCCUGGAAAUUCCAAUGAAGGUUCGCAUUGGUGGUCUAACAUGUUUGGUUGGAGCGGAAGAAGCCAUGGCGAUGGCUCAUCAACCUCCCCAGAGGACAAGAGUAAAGGACAAAGUGCCAAAAAUGCCAAAGCAACUACAGACCCCAUGCACAAAUUUUCGAAAGAGAGCGGCAAGCACCAGGAUCACGAAGGUCUUUGGGUAACCUUGACCCCAACGAGCAUGUCUACCAGUCCCUUUUUCGACACACUUCUCGUUUUAGUGGUCAGCCCUUUAAUAACUCUAACGGUGGUUUACGCUCUGCUUUUGCUUCGCUCUCGUAUUCGACGCCGCCGCUGGCGUGCACCGAAAGCAGUAGUUGACCGACUACCCGUUAGGACAUACCAUACAAUAACUUCCAUGCCCUCAUCUUCGUGCAGUCCUCAUGCAGCUUCUUCUGAAGCUUCAUCUCCUUCAUCACCUCUGCUAUCCCAUUCUCGGCCGCGAUCUCCACGCCCACGACAGCGCUCUCAGACUACCUCUGGAAUUGUAGCUGCUUCGUCGCAUGACGCCACAAAUGACUCACCAUCAACCAGCGCCGAGAAAUCAAAUUCUGGUUCUAGUCUAUGGCGUCGAAGAUAUACCAGCAGACAAGUCGAAUGUGCUGUCUGUCUUGAAGAGUAUAUUGAUGGACAGAGCAGAGUAAUGAGCCUCCCUUGUGGCCAUGAAUUCCAUGCAGAGUGCAUCACCCCCUGGCUCACCACACGACGACGUACCUGUCCAAUAUGCAAAGGUGAUGUCGUUCGUUCACUGGGCCGUCGAUCUUCUAGUCCUCAACGGUCCGGACAUCCCGAGCGAAUGUCAGAGGAUAUGCAAGCCCGCAUUGCUGAAACUCGCAACGAUUCUCCGUCCGCAGCCGUUCCCUUGGAUUAUGUCCCAGAUGAUAUUGAUUCUGACCUAGAGCAAGGAGAUAACUCCACGACAUCUCUGCUCAACAAUUCCCAGAACUCCAGUUCCCAAUCCAAUUGGAGCAAUCUCGCGUCUUUACGCCUUUUUGCCCUCAGGGGUGAUUCGAUGUGGCAUCAAACACCAUCCCGAUCCGAUCGAAACCGUUAA
Messenger RNA from Paracoccidioides brasiliensis Pb18, 2670 nucleotides. RefSeq lists its product as uncharacterized. The record is from RefSeq and is a predicted model, not a curated record. The transcript is spliced from 2 exons. The coding region runs from base 1 to 2670 and encodes 889 amino acids.